This is a messenger RNA of Ceratina calcarata, 1163 nucleotides long. RefSeq names its product ceramide-1-phosphate transfer protein. The record is from RefSeq and is a predicted model, not a curated record. Lineage: Eukaryota; Metazoa; Arthropoda; Insecta; Hymenoptera; Apidae. Gene Ontology annotation, molecular function: ceramide 1-phosphate transfer activity; ceramide 1-phosphate binding. Gene Ontology annotation, biological process: ceramide transport; intermembrane lipid transfer. Gene Ontology annotation, cellular component: cytosol; membrane; cytoplasm. The coding region runs from base 179 to 814 and encodes 211 amino acids. The transcript has 4 exons.
UUUUAUUUGUCACUUUACUUUAAUUGAAGACCGAAAGGAACAGAGCGUUAUUCUGAGUAUGGUAUCUUUGCCCAGGUUACGCAGGACGUACGUCACUUGCGUAUAGUGAAGCGAACCGCUCGCUCGUUACACCUCUUAAUAACAGGAGGAAGGAAGAACGAUUAAGAACAACACGAAAAUGGCGGAAGGCUCGGAGCUGGCGUUUUUCGAUCUUAGGCUAGUCCACGACCACUUCGACCGAGCCCUAGUUCAGGACGACGACGUUGACCUGAAGGCUUAUCUAGACGCCUACAACGAGCUCUACAAGUUCUUCCAAUUGAUGGGCAGCGUGUUCAGCUUCGUGUCCUCUGACCUCAAGCAAAAGAUACAAAUACUUACUGAGCUGACGAAUAAGGAUAGUCAGAAUUAUAAAUCGAUAAAGACUAUGAUAGAGUAUGAGAAAGAGAAUAAACUUAUGGAGAAAACAGACCACACAAAUGGUACUCGAACAUUGCUCAGACUUCAUAGAGGACUAGAUUUUAUUAAAGAAUUUUUAAGACAGUUGGGAGAUCUGUCUGACAGUGAUAAGACGUCUAGUUGUUGCCAAGAUGCCUAUGACAAAACCCUUGCCAAGCAUCACUCAUGGGUGAUCAAGAAAGCAGCAAUCGUUGCCAUGUACACGAUGCCUACUAGAGAAGUUUUAUUCAAAAAGGUCUGCGGAGCGGACGUACAAAGGAACGUUGAUGUCUUGCCAAAAAUGUUAGAGAUAACCGGCGACGUGUUCAACCGUACACACAAUCUCUACGAACUACAUCAACUGCACAAUUUACCGUAAACGAUGCAUUUACCUAGGAUAUUUUGUGAAUACUGCAUUUCUUUCACUCGCUUGCUCAGGAUUACAGCACGCGACAUACGGACAUUCCGCGUACGCGAGGGUUGUGAUACUAUGAAUUCCCUACCAAUAUUUUUGUUAUUAUAUACAUUAUAUUAUUAUAUACAAUCGACCAUAUUUACUUGCUAGAAAAUGUACAAAAAUGCACUAGCGUAGUAUUUCAUUAUAUUCGUCCACUACUUACAGUAUUGUAUAUAUGAUAAUAUCAAUGAGAACCUAGUGCGGAAAAUGUUAAAUAUUACCUUCUUACCACUUAUUUACACAAUAAAAUUAAACUAAAGUACACAGACAA